Messenger RNA from Loa loa (African eye worm), 2040 nucleotides. RefSeq lists its product as hypothetical. Lineage: Eukaryota; Metazoa; Nematoda; Chromadorea; Rhabditida; Onchocercidae. The coding region runs from base 66 to 1379 and encodes 437 amino acids. The transcript has 10 exons. The record is from RefSeq and is a predicted model, not a curated record.
UUUUAGAUUAUGGAACGGAUGAGUUGAUGAGUGAUUAACAAGUACACAUACAAAAACAGUUGAAAAUGCUGAUGCGCUUAGUCGCUCCAUUUUCGCUCGGAAGUCUAUUCGCUGCACUCAAAGGUCGCCGAGAUGGGAAAAUCCAGGAUUCUGUUCAAGCCAUCACGAUGCUCAACCAAAAUAAAAACACUAAGGCGGCUAUGGAGUAUCUCGAAAUAACAAAAGCGGACGUCGAAUUGUGCAUCCUGAAUACGCAAGCUCGAUUUCGCCUUGCGUUGCAUGGUAGCCCAUUAUGCAAGCGAACUGCUACUACAUCAGCUGCAAAAUCCAUCAAAUCAGUCGGGAUUUUGGAAGAUGCUAUAAAACGGCUUGUAAUCGAUGACGAUUGGGACGAAACUGUGAAAUGGUUAAUUCCGCAUAUGUACGAUGAAGAUGAUCCUUCAUCUUAUAAAUACUUUCUAAAAAGGCGCCGAUCUCAAGAUCUACGCUUGAAUCGCUUCCUUUCCCAGCUUGUCAUCAAAACUGAGAUUGGAUUUGGAAGGGAACUUAUCAAUCAAGACAUCCUUACAUUACUAUUGGAACUUUGCAGUCAUUAUCGAGAGACGAAUCGUAACAUUUAUUUGAAUGCACUGAAAAUACUGGCAAACAUUGUGGCACAGAAUGAAUACUGUGCAACAGCAAUUGCAAAUUCAGAAUGGCUUCCAGUGCUCGCAGCUAUGGUUACAUCACAUAUUUUUGAAGAAAUGCUAAUGGCUGAGAAGAUCUGCAGUAAUGGUUUGAGUGUUUUCGAUAACAGUAGGAAGCCACUGAAAACUAAUGUUUACGAGCUUUUUCGUCCAGAUGAAGAUCAACCACCGGUAAUCGAUCUAGUGCUAAUCCAUGGUAUCCGUGGUAGUGUUUUUUGGACCUGGCGAGAAAGAGAUAAUCCGUCAAAGAUACUACGCACCAGAUGCUGGCCAAGGGCAUGGCUUCCGCAAGAUAUUCCUGUCCCAUUGCGAAUACUUGCUAUCGAUUACUUGUCCUCGCUUGUACAUUUCGUAGGAGCUGUUGAAACAGUGAACACAAGAGCUCAAAAAUUUGCGAUGGAACUCAAGACUGCUGGUAUUGGUGACCGACCUAUCCUUUUUAUUUGUCAUAGCAUGGGGGGUUUAUUAGUGAAACGAAUUUUAUUAGAUGAUCCAGAAAUACGUCGAAGCACGAUGGGAAUACUGUUUAUGGCAACGCCACACCGAGGCAGUCCUUAUGCAAUGUAUGCACCGUUGGGCGUGCGACCAUCUGACGAUGUAAAACUUUUGCACCAGCAGAGUGCGAUAAACAGACAGGUAAGAAGCUGCCUGGUACGGAGUCCACAGCCAUUGAAAUGUCGAGGACUCACUUGACAAGUAUAAUUUGCGGACUUUUUGGUGGACUUGUCGGUUGCCUCAUUUCAGCUUCAUCAAGAUUUCCUUAGAAUUAUUGAUACAGUACCUGUGAUAAGUUCGGUGGCAGAAACAGCGAAAGCACCACUUAUCAUGCGUCAGAAAGGCAUAUUAGUACCCCCAGAAAGUGCUUAUUUGGAACGGGGCGCCUUCUACCACAUAAAUGAUAUACAUCACAAUAUUUGCAAGCCUUCUAACCGGCAGGAUCGUAUUUAUGGUAUAAUUUUGCUAUUUAUAAAUGACGCCAUCCAUCAUAUUUUAAAGAAUAUGAGCUAGAUGAAAAUCUCGAAUGAAAAUCCCGACCAUUACGAUGUUACAAGCCAUACGUUAUGUAGUCGUGGUCAAGGUAUGUCGAUUUUGAAAAUCUGAGAAAGGGUUCCUAAGUGACUUGGCUUCUUCGAACGAUAAUGAUAAAUGAAGCAAGCUUAGGUUUACAGGCUUCAUUCAAACAUUCCGUACCAUGGGUCAUUGUUCAUAACAUCUAUGUAACUGCUCAUCGUAAUCUUUCAAUAUACUUCGAGUAAAUAAUUUACUUAGAUUACCAGAAAAUUAGGACAGUCUCUUCUACGAUAAGGUUUAUAUUUGGUGAUGUAUUUUGAGAUCGUUUAUAACCCACAGAAGG